Nycticebus coucang (slow loris) is the source of this 726-nucleotide messenger RNA. RefSeq names its product hippocampus abundant transcript-like protein 1. The transcript is spliced from 2 exons. NCBI's taxonomy places the organism in Eukaryota, Metazoa, Chordata, Mammalia, Primates, Lorisidae. Gene Ontology annotation, molecular function: transmembrane transporter activity. The coding region runs from base 25 to 726 and encodes 233 amino acids. The record is from RefSeq and is a predicted model, not a curated record.
UCUGUGUCUGGAGUCUUCUCAGUCAUGUUCUCUGUGAUAUUUGCCUAUGUAGCUGAUGUCACUCAAGAGCACCAGCGAAGUGCUGCUUAUGGAUGGGUCUUAGGUUUUGGCUCAGUUAAAAUUGCAGCAUUCAUAGCUAUGGUAGGAAUUCUGUCUAUUGUGGCUCAAAUGAUCUUUCUUAGCAUCUUGAUGAGAUCAUUAGGUAAUAAGAAUACUGUCCUCCUUGGCUUGGGCUUUCAGAUGCUCCGAUUAGCCUGGUACGGUUUUGGAUCUCAGGCCUGGAUGAUGUGGGCAGCAGGGACUGUGGCCGCCAUGUCCAUUAUCGCUUUUCCAGCAAUCAGUGCUCUUGUCUCUCGGAAUGCAGAGUCAGAUCAGCAAGGAGUUGCACAGGGGAUCAUAACUGGAAUAAGAGGACUAUGCAGUGGCCUGGGGCCAGCACUUUAUGGCUUCAUAUUCUACAUGUUCCACGUGGAACUCACUGAAUCGGGCCCCACAUCGAAUGCUAACAAUGCUCCCCUACAGGGAGCUGUCAUCCCAGGCCCACCAUUUUUACUUGGGGCAUGUAUAGCUCUUAUGUCUUUUCUGGUUGCCUUAUUCAUCCCUGAAUACAGUAAAGCCAGUGGAGUUCAAAAACAUAGCAACAGUGGCAGUGGAAGCCUGACCAACACCCCAGAACAGGGCAGUGAUGAGGACAUUGAGCCAUUGCUUCAGGACAGCAGUAUCUGA